AUGUGUGUCACAUUCUUCACCCUAGCGCAGCCCGGGUUCAAGCUUAUCCUGGCGUUUAACAGAGAUGAGUUCUUCGAUCGCCCCACCCUUCCUGCCGACUGGCACAACUUUGCCCCCUCGCCUACUGCCAAUGGAUCGGCGACUCCACUCACUCCCACGGUACUGUCGGGGCUGGACAGGGGAAAGGCGGAGGGUGGUACGUGGCUAGGGAUUUCCAGAAACCUGAAAGUCGGGCUUCUCACGAACAUAGUACGCUACCCUGCAGAAGACGGCAUCAAGCCUCUAUCGCCUCCACCCUCGCGAGGCAAGCUACUACGCGAAUUCCUUCUGCCCUCUUCCUCCUCCCAAGCGCCCUCAUCAGGAGAUGUCCAAUCCUACAUCUCGUCCCACCUUCCUACAGCGGGCAAUUACGAAGGUUUCAAUUUGCUACUCUUCUCUCUCUCUCCAUCCCUACCUUCCCCAUCUGUGGGCUACUUGACAAAUCGCCCUAAGCCGGCGAGCUUGAAUCUGGACCACCUCUCCCGGAAGACGGGCGAAGACCGGGGGUGUACAGGUCUGUCAAAUGGCCCAUUGGAAACAGUCGAUAAGUGGCCGAAGGUGGAAUCAGGUGAAGGGAGGAUGGGCCAGACGUUGAAGGAGUGGGAAGAGAAGGAGGAAGGAGUGGAUGCGCUCGUGGAGAGAAUGUACGAUGUAUUAUCACCAACAAUCCCUGUUCAUUCCGAUGACGACCUCUUACACACCACAACAGUCCAACCUGUCAAGCUCUCCCCACAAAUGACCAUCAUCCCAUCAUCCGCCUCUUCUUCCUCGCAAGGCAGAUGGAAAGGCACCCGCACAGCCACCGUCAUUCUGGUACACGACAACGGAAAGGUUGUCUAUGUGGAAAGGGAUAUCUGGGAGCUUGGAGAGAAUGGGGAUCCGCAGAAGGGCAACGGCGAGAGACGAUUUGAGUUUAGUGGUGAUGUUGAAUAG
This is a messenger RNA of Cryptococcus wingfieldii CBS 7118, 972 nucleotides long. RefSeq lists its product as hypothetical. The transcript is spliced from 5 exons. The record is from RefSeq and is a predicted model, not a curated record. Gene Ontology annotation, biological process: protein secretion; Golgi organization. NCBI's taxonomy places the organism in Eukaryota, Fungi, Basidiomycota, Tremellomycetes, Tremellales, Cryptococcaceae. Gene Ontology annotation, cellular component: Golgi apparatus. The coding region runs from base 1 to 972 and encodes 323 amino acids.